AUGGACUUCGUCUUUGGGAAACCCAAAGACGCUCACAAGAAUAGUGGUAUUCUUGUGUUUGUUGAUCGGUUAAGCAAGAUGGUACAUCUUGUUGCUGUACCGGAGUCAAUCUCAGCCCAGGGCUGUGCGCGUGUCUUCAUUGAUACUAUCUUCCGACCUCACGGGUUACCCCGUGACCUCGUGUUCGAUUGGGACCCCUGCUUUACAGCUGAGUUCUGGCAAUCUGUGUUCCGUUCACUUGGAACAAGUUUGACGAUGUCAACUUCUGACCAUCCAGAAACAAAUGGUCAGACGGACGUCGUCAACCGCGUCCUUGAAGAGAUACUUCGAGGGUACGUCCACUCGUUUACGAGCUGGAGUGAGUUCUUGCCGAUGGCGGAAUUCGCCAUCAACAACUCGGUGCACGCGUCGACAACGCAUACACCGUUCUUCGUGAAUGGCCUACAACAUCCUUGUUUACCCGCCUUCUUAGAGUACAAUGGUGUCGACGUGAUGGAUGCCGAUGUCGAUGCGAUCGAUAUGAACGAUGGUGAUGCUGGUAAAUUCAGCAUCGCCAAUGACUGCCACAGUGAGGAAGAUGACGCCCUCACUGGUGAAGACAACUUUUUUCAAGCAGUGCACACGAAGCGCACGGUUGUUGACAAGGAUGAACCAGCAGAGGAAUUUUUGCUGACUCGCGAAGCGGUUGUCCGCUUCGUUCAAGACUCUAUUGCAGAUGCAUUAGACAGACAGAAAAGCAUUGCAGAAAGAUAUGGAAGAGCAAAUGCUCUUUCAUUUGAUGAAGGAGACCUAGUUUUACUGUCUACAGUAAACUUACCAAAGCACGCAGUGACAAACGUGGGCAGCAGUAAAUGA
This is a messenger RNA of Peronospora matthiolae, 855 nucleotides long. The record is from the annotation of a GenBank genome assembly. Lineage: Eukaryota; Oomycota; Peronosporomycetes; Peronosporales; Peronosporaceae.